Penaeus monodon (black tiger shrimp) is the source of this 1370-nucleotide messenger RNA. It is a transcript of the gene RpL22, whose product is annotated as 60S ribosomal protein L22-like. Gene Ontology annotation, cellular component: nucleosome; ribosome. NCBI's taxonomy places the organism in Eukaryota, Metazoa, Arthropoda, Malacostraca, Decapoda, Penaeidae. The record is from RefSeq and is a predicted model, not a curated record. Gene Ontology annotation, biological process: nucleosome assembly; cytoplasmic translation. Gene Ontology annotation, molecular function: structural constituent of chromatin; RNA binding; DNA binding.
AGCGAAUAUCGAGAGAUGCCUGAGGAUAAGCCUCCCCAGAAGAAGGCCAAAGGUGCCAAGUCUGCCGAGGCAAAGGCUGCCAAGCCUGCAGCAGCUGCUGCGCCAAAGCCUAAAGCAGAUGCAGCCCCCAAGACUGAUAAGCCUAAGCCAGCAAAGGCAGAGGGUAAAGAUGCCAAACCCAAACCCGUGAAGACUGAAGGUGCUGCCAAGCCCAAGCCAGCAAAGGCAGAAGGCAAAGAUGCGCCCAAGGCUGCUAAGGCCAAGCCAGCAAAGGCUGAGCUGCUAAGGCCAAGCCAGCAAAGGCUGAAGGUAAGGAUGCUGCUAAGGCCAAGCCAGCAAAGGAUGCUGCACCCAAGGCUAAGGCUGACAGCAAGGCCAAGCCGAAGGAGGCAAAGGCUACCAAGACCGAGGCCAAGCCCAAGACCGAGGCCAAGCCUAAAGCUGCUGCUGCCAAGGGUGACGCCAAGCCCAAAGCAGCUGCAGCCAAGGGUGACGCCAAGCCCAAGGCUGCAGCCAAGGGUGAUGCUAAGCCCAAGGCUGAUGCCAAGCCCAAAGCUGCAAAGGGUGAUGCCAAGCCAAAGGCUGAUGCCAAGCCCAAGGCUGCAAAGGGUGAUGCCAAGCCUAAAGCUGAUGCCAAACCCAAGGCUGAUGCUAAGCCCAAGGCCAAGGCUGUCAAGCGCCCAGCUGACGACAAAGGAGGCAAGGCUGAGCCUGCUGCCAAGGCUGCCAAGGCUGCCAAGACAGAAGCAAAGCCAGCAUCUGCAAAGGGCAAGGCAAAGGAUGCCAAGCCAGCAGCUGCUGGAAAGCCCAAGACAGAGGCCAAGGCUAAGGAUGCAAAGGCUUCAGCCACCAAGGCUAAGCCUAAGCCUAAGACUGAAGCCAAGCCCUCCACUGCAGCCAAGAAGGAGGCUGCAGCAAAGGAUAAGGCAAAGACCACCAAGCGCGUAGCCAAGCCCAAGGUUGGCGGAAAGAAGACCCUAACACUGACAGGCAAGAAGCCUAGGCCGAAAGUGCUGAGCAAGUUGGCGAAGGGCAAGAACAUUGUACUUGGCAAGAAGAAUAAGAUGAAAAUCUGCGUGGACUGCAAGCAGCCCGUGGAGGAUGGUAUUAUGAAUAUUGCCGAUUUUGAAACGUUCCUGCAGAAUAAAAUUAAGGUGGCUGGCAAGAGAAACAACUUCUGCAACCAGAUUUCACUGGAGCGCAGCAAACACAAGAUCACACUACAUUCAGAAAUCCUGUUUGCAAAGAAGUACCUCAAGUUCUUGACAAAGAAGUACCUGCAAAAGAACAGUUUACGUGACUGGCUGAGAGUGGUCACUCCUCCUCUGGCAAAGGACACUUAUGAGCUGCGGUACUUCCAGAUCAAUAAC